Molecule: messenger RNA, 1035 nt
Organism: Cuscuta campestris
Lineage: Eukaryota; Viridiplantae; Streptophyta; Magnoliopsida; Solanales; Convolvulaceae
Source: the annotation of a GenBank genome assembly
AUAUAUUUUCCCCAAGAUUUCCCGUUCGCCAUGGCCUCAUCGUCCGCCGCCGCUCUUGAGAUUAUCGACGACGACGAUGAAUUUGACUGGGACGCAGCUGUGAGAGAGAUCGAUGUGGCUUGUGAGGCCAAUGGCCUCGCCCUUCCCGUCAAUGGGACACUCGCUUCGUCUUCUGAUGGAGUUGCGACAUCGACUUCUACUUCCAUCCCAAAUAGGAAAACGCUCAAAACCCCUAAUGGUGGUGGCCUUGCGUCUGGGAAGCAGUCGACUCUUGAUAUAUUUAUGGGAUUUCCGCCUAAGGCUAAGAAUGCCGAAACCGAACCCCACAAUCCAAACGGCGUUGGAGUCAGAAAGGAGGAGUUUGGUAAUGAGGGGGAUGACAGGGUUUGCUUCGUUCCACUUGAUUUGGAGGCAGCCAAAACUUGGAUUUAUCCAGGUUCUUUGCUCUUUUUAUUAGUCCGUUUUCUAUUCUUUAAUUAUGCUGUCGAAUUGUGCCUCAUAAUCUUGAGUUACAACAAAAACCUCAAGAUUGCCACUGUCUGCCCUCCACGGUCUGCUCAGUCCCAUAUCCACAUGGAUGUUGUAUAAGUACUUUUACGAUGAUAUACAUGUGACCCCCUUCGGACUGAUGUACAUUUCUGCUCACUUUGUUUCAUCCUUCUAUCGACCACAACAUUUGGAUUGCACCAUUAGAGAACAAGAGUAAUGUCACACUAAGUGUUUGCAUUUAAUUAAUUUGGUUUGGGAUAUGCAUCACUUAUGAAUUUGAUGUUACUCAUUUCUUGAAUAACUGUACUAUUUCUUUUUUUAUGACCAAUAACUGCACUAUUUCUUAUGUGCUUAUAAUAAAAUUUUAUUCAUAAUUCAUUUUAUUGCAGCAAAUCUUCCCCGUCGGGAUUAUCAAUUCGAAAUCACGAGGACUGCACUAUAUUCCAAUACCUUAGUGGCAUUACCUACUGGGCUUGGAAAAACAUUCAUCGCUGCCGUUGUAAUGUAUAAUUAUUUUAAGUGGUUUCCAGAAGGUACUGCAUCACU